Molecule: messenger RNA, 568 nt
Organism: Gastrolobium bilobum
Lineage: Eukaryota; Viridiplantae; Streptophyta; Magnoliopsida; Fabales; Fabaceae
Exons: 3
Coding region: 96-323 (75 amino acids)
Source: RefSeq, a predicted model, not a curated record
UUUGAAACGAGGGUUGAAGAGCGAAGAUAACAUAACCGCAGAGUGUGAGUAGCUGAGUGAGAAGUAAGAAGGAAGCACUUACCGGCGGCUGAGACAUGACCGGCGAAGAAGUGUCGGGCCCAGCCGGCCCCAAACUCAUCCGUCUCGUCUGGUUCGUCGGAGCCGGAGUGAUCUGCACCGCCGCAAUCAACAAGUGGCGCGAGUUCGAGAGGAAGGCAAUCAUCCAGCAGCAUCAGCAGCAGCAGGAGGUAGGAUCCAACGGAGUCCCACAGACACCGAAUAAUUCGUCAAAUUCUGUUUCCGUGCACGAACCUCUCAAAUAAAAGAAUCAGUAGAAGAGGCUCUUCUUGGAACUACCUGCUUGGAGUGAUUUCAGCUUCCGGAUUUUUGUAUCUUUAACUCCAGAAUUGUUUGUAAUGAAUGUCUUGCUAAGAUCUUUAAGAAACUAGUUGCACCACAUUUUUUGGGUAAGCAACGGAAUAGAUAUCCACAUUAUAUGGUUCACGUAUUGUAAGCAUGCCAAGAAAUAUUACCUUUAAAGAAACGACAUGCUUAAAAUAAAACAUUU